AUGGCACAGACCACAGCAGCAUCAGCAGGUUCAGGAGCGGAAUUGGCGGAUGCUGACGCUCAGCGACAUACCACCUUGACCAUUUCGGCGCCACCCCAAACGCCGACUGCUCAAGCCCCCUCGAUACCCGCUCGACGCCCGCAAGCCACGAGCCUUGGUGCCCGACGUGGUUCUUGCAGAGAACAAGGGCUGAGUCAAGUCCCGACAAGAUCGUGGUCUUCCCUUCUCUACCGCCGCCAGACGACUUGUUUUUUACCAACACAGCAAGCCGCACUAACUCAACCUCGAUCACGCACUCUACCGCCAUCAGCAUUUGACACGACUUCAGAACCAUCUGCCGUUGCCUGUCUCGAAAACGCGCCCUCGACCUCUUCGAGCACCCCCUGCAACGCGGCGUCACUCAACAUGGCUCCAAACAGACCACGCUGUCAGCGAUGCGUCAACAUGAAGAAGCUAUGUGAAGGUGGACACCCGUGUGCUCGUUGCUCGAAAGCCAACACCGACUGCAUACCCCAUACGACCGACGUCAGCCGCUCCGCUGCCGCCAAACCUCCACGUCGGCAAAUAGCGCGGAAGGCUCCUGUGCAACCAUCUCCAGUCGAAGAAGAUUCCGAUCAAGACGAUCAAGACGCGUCCGACGACGACCAGCCCACUCCAGCUCCUCCGGGCUUGCCACGCCUCACGUCCCUACGUACGAAAGCGAGUGGACCAGAUACGUGGCCGGAUCUGAUGUGGUCAUAUGUGGGAAACGGUCAAUACUGCCGAAAGGAUGGUCGCGAUCGUGUGAUGAUGAUGAGGAGAGGAGCUGCCGCGAAGAGGAGCAACUUGGUUGCGCCAACAGCUGCCGUGGAGAGUAGUAGCUCGGCUGGAGGUCUCGGCGACAAUGACACCGCAUUUCAAGGUGUCAUUCCUGCGGCAUUCGGUGCGCCCUUGGGGCCUUCCGCAAACUCCGCCUCUGCUUCUGAAGUCCCAGAGGAGCUCAACGAGCUGGGCUGGAACUGGGCGCUUUGGAAUACACCUAUCGACAACACCUCGACUCGGCCCAUGCAGAGCGACUCGGUCCCUCAGCCCUCGAACACAGAAGCUCAGACCGAAGACAGGCCAGCGCACGGAGAUCUCUCAACUGCCGCGAUCCUCAACCCCACCACCGCCGAAGAUAUCUCCCUGGCCCAGCAACAGCACGAAGACUUCUACACACAGAUCACUGGCAUGGAGCCUUCGACCUUGAGCGAGAAUCGCCAGGGAACGAUGACCGGGCUGAAUCAAGACUCACGUCCACGCCUUGCUUCAAGUGGGCCGCAAUUGACGAGCUCACGUUCUUCAACUCAGGCGGUCGAGUUAGAACAUCCCUUUGGCAACAUCCGCAACACCCAUGCCACCGAAAUGGAGUACGCCAAUGUCCCAACUCAACCCUUGUCUCAGCGCAUGGAGACUCCGCCAUUGCCAGGACAGCGCGCCGGCAUAGAGUCUGGUAGCACACGCAUGCAGCCUUUGGGCGAAGCGAGUACUGUUCACGCCACGGAGGCUCUCGCUACCGCCUCGCAAGCUCACCUCAUCAACACACAACCGCCUCUCAGCCUGGCUGGCAGCAACGCGACGGGUAGCGCGCUUUUAGCUCCGGCGUCCUCUGCACCCGGCACGCAAAACGCUCCUUCCUGGUCAAUGGCUAAGCGCAUCGGUGUCACGGCAGAAGCUAAGUGGGGUUUCACUGUCAUGGAAAAUGGAGCGGAAGGGAGGGGUAACAUGAAGGGCUUGAAAUUGGGUCUUGCGUUUUGUAUUCUUUUGAAGACGUGCUUUUGUUUUUGA
This is a messenger RNA of Zasmidium cellare ATCC 36951, 1806 nucleotides long. RefSeq lists its product as uncharacterized. The record is from RefSeq and is a predicted model, not a curated record. Gene Ontology annotation, molecular function: DNA-binding transcription factor activity, RNA polymerase II-specific; zinc ion binding. Bases 1 to 1806 code for a protein of 601 amino acids. Lineage: Eukaryota; Fungi; Ascomycota; Dothideomycetes; Mycosphaerellales; Mycosphaerellaceae. The transcript is spliced from 3 exons. Gene Ontology annotation, biological process: regulation of DNA-templated transcription.